AUGGAGGGAGCUCCUGGCGGCGGCGGAAGCCACCAGAGCUCUCAAUCAGAGAAUCAUAACCCCGAGUAUGUGAGGAGCCUGCCGAUUGCGAACGUCGCUCGCAUCAUGAAGAAGGCCCUGCCUGACGACGCAAAUAUCACCGCGGAGGCCAAAGUCUUUGUCGAGGAAUGCGCAACCGAGUUCAUCAGCUUCAUCACCAGCGAAGCAAGUGAAAGGGGCCAAAUAGAGAAAAGGAAGACACUAACUGGAGAUGAUGUGUUAAAUUCUCUGAACACCUUAGGGUUUGGGAAUUACGUUGAGCCACUCAGAGCGUAUUUGAUGAAAUACAAAGAGAAUGAUUUUAAGGAAGAAAACAAGGGAUCCAAUAGCAGAGGAUAG
Molecule: messenger RNA, 378 nt
Organism: Ipomoea triloba (trilobed morning glory)
Lineage: Eukaryota; Viridiplantae; Streptophyta; Magnoliopsida; Solanales; Convolvulaceae
Product: transcriptional activator hap3-like
Exons: 3
Coding region: 1-378 (125 amino acids)
Biological process (GO): regulation of transcription by RNA polymerase II
Cellular component (GO): CCAAT-binding factor complex
Molecular function (GO): protein heterodimerization activity; RNA polymerase II cis-regulatory region sequence-specific DNA binding; DNA-binding transcription activator activity, RNA polymerase II-specific
Source: RefSeq, a predicted model, not a curated record